Messenger RNA from Drosophila navojoa, 638 nucleotides. RefSeq names its product ribosomal protein S18 (gene RpS18). Gene Ontology annotation, cellular component: cytosol; small ribosomal subunit; ribosome. Gene Ontology annotation, molecular function: structural constituent of ribosome; RNA binding. Lineage: Eukaryota; Metazoa; Arthropoda; Insecta; Diptera; Drosophilidae. Gene Ontology annotation, biological process: translation. The record is from RefSeq and is a predicted model, not a curated record.
GCUUUUCGAACUGUCAACGUCAAAAGUGGAAAGAAGCAGCACAUCCGCUUUCUUUUUCGGCUGAAUAGUUGUCGCUUAAACAGGGCAAAAUGUCGCUCGUCAUCCCAGAGAAGUUCCAGCACAUUCUUCGUAUCAUGAAUACGAACAUCGAUGGCAAACGCAAGGUUGGCAUCGCUAUGACCGCCAUUAAGGGUGUUGGUCGUCGCUAUUCCAACAUUGUGUUGAAGAAAGCCGAUGUGGACCUAACCAAGCGUGCUGGUGAAUGCACCGAGGAGGAGGUUGACAAGGUAGUCACCAUCAUUUCCAAUCCUCUGCAAUACAAAGUGCCCAACUGGUUCCUUAACAGACAGAAGGACAUCAUUGAUGGCAAAUACUCGCAGCUGACCUCAUCUAACUUGGAUUCCAAACUGCGUGACGAUUUGGAGCGCUUGAAGAAGAUCCGCUCGCAUCGCGGUCUGCGUCACUACUGGGGCCUGCGUGUCCGUGGUCAGCACACCAAGACAACUGGUCGUCGUGGUCGUACCGUGGGUGUGUCCAAGAAGAAGUAAACUUGCGGCUGGCUGAUGCAGCAUCGAUUCCUGUAUACAGGCUGACGCUUCUAUUGGUUAUGAUUCUUCUAUACACUAUACACAAAACAA